AUGCGGGACUAUUGCGGCCUACGUUUCUGUAAAAGGAUUGAAGACAUCCAGGAUCCUAAGUUGAAAAAAGCAGAGAUCUUCGUUCAUUUGGGCAGAGCAAGCGAUGCCGAGAAAGAAUACCUUGAACAGGACCGCCGGGAUCUGGCCAUUGAUAUGCACAAAAAGGCUGAUGAAUGGCUGCGAGUGUUACGAUUGGUAAGCGCUAGCUCAACGGCUGCCGACGACAAGCAACGUAUCGAAGCGCUCACGAACGUAGCCGAUUAUAAUCGAGACCGGCAGCGAUGGAAGGAGGCCGCCGAUCAUUAUGAGCUAGCUGGAAAACUUGAUCAACUUAUGGUGUGCUAUAUACAUUUGGAUGACUUCUAUGGUUUGGAGGCUUUAGCCAAGCAACUUCCAGACAGCCAUCCAUUGCUUGCGCGAAUCGCUGAAUUGUUCGCCUCAUCGGGUCUGUGUGAACAAGCCGUGCAGUGUUUCCUAAGAUGUAAUCUGACUGCAGACGCCUUAGACACGUGUAUUCAAUUGAACAACUGGGAUAAGGCCGUCUCCCUAUCCCGCACUCACAAUUUGCAAGAUGUAAACGUACUCAUGGGCAAGUAUGUGAAGGAGUUAAGCGAAAGCAGUGAGCGAUCGCUUGCCGCUGUGCAACUCUAUCGAAGAGCUGGACGGUUUCUAGAUGGAGCUCGAGUUGUCUUCAGGCUAGCUGAGGAAGAACGUAAAAAAGCUGCUACGUGUCUUCGCCUAAAGAAAAUGUACGUGUUAGCUGCCCUUCUGAUCGAAGAAUACCACAUGAACAACAAGGCCCGUUUGGCCAAGGAACAAAAGGAUGCUUCCGAUACGAACGUAGCUUUGAAUGAGCUACUGGAAGGAGAUGGAGAUCUUUCAAUGGAAGACAGCAGAAUGAUCGAUCGGGCCUGGACCGCUGCACAAGCUUACCAUUUUGUGAUGCUGGCUCAACGGCAACUGUACGAUGGUGAUCACUAUGGGGCCAUGAAAACAAGCCUCUACCUGACUCAAUUUGAAGCAUACAUUGAACCUGUGGAGAUACACUCAUUACUCGCACUAUCAUCCUGUGCAUGUCGUCAGUUUUCCGUAUGCAGCCGUGCGUUUAUGAGACUGGAAUCACUCGCUGAUCCCCAAUCUGAAGAGAGACGUGCAUACCAGAAACUAGCUUUGGAGCUGUUCAGCCGGUAUCCUCCUACGGAAAACCAGGCGAAAACAGCUAACUGCACCGGCUGUGAUAAAGCAAUAGCGGAUUACGAGUUCUCUUGCUCAUACUGUGAAACGAAAGUACGAUUUUCACUUCUUCAAUCUCUAUUUGUUAUUUUGAAUGAGGAAUGUAUUCAGAGCCAUUAA
Ostertagia ostertagi is the source of this 1353-nucleotide messenger RNA. The record is from the annotation of a GenBank genome assembly. Lineage: Eukaryota; Metazoa; Nematoda; Chromadorea; Rhabditida; Trichostrongylidae.